GUCAUUAAUCAAGAGAUCUGAAGAUGGUUUUAUGACUAUUCAUGACAUAAUUCAAGCAAGAGGAAAAAAAAUGUCAGAGCAAAACAGAAUCACAGACUCCGAAACUUUAUUAGAUUGUUUGAAUAAUGAAGAGGUAUGUCAGUCACAAUUUCUAUUGCCAACAUUAUCAAAAUGCAUUUGAUAUUCACAAUCAUAAUGUCUACUUUGGUGCAGAGACUCAAAAAUUUGGAAGGCAUCUAUUUUCGUGGAGAACGUGAGCAGCCCCCAAUCGAAAUUAAUGCUGAUCAUCUUAAGUGUAUGAGCGAUUCCUUAAGAGUGCUAUUGUAUUCUGGAAGUUCGGCAAUACAAUUCAGGGGGAAAUGUCAUAAGCCAUUUAAAGAACUCAGAUGCCUGUGGAUUGCCUGUAAAAUUUCUGAUUUACCAACAGAGUUUGUGAAACUUGAGCGUCUCGCUUUCUACCUUGGCCCCUUCACACAAGCCAUGAGUUUAUAUGAGCUUCCUCCACGCCUGCGUGUUAUGUACAUUACAUUUCAUGUUAAGAAGGGAGUUGCAGAUUCUAAAAAUUCUCCCAGAGUCACUUCAGCUUCUUCUCUUGUACGAUUAACCUGUCGGAGUUUGGAAAAUAUGCAAAUGUUACCAGACGGAUUGGAAAACCUGACAAAGUUAGAGAAAUUACUAUUAUAUGGAUGCCACCAGUUGAGGGAACUUCCUUCCAAAUUUGGGGAACUCAUAAAUCUAAAAGAGUUGUCGCUAUACGAUUGCAAUGAAUUGAAAGAGUUGCCUUCAGAAUUCGGGCGACUUAACAAUCUAGAAAGGUUCCUUCUAUGGGAUUGCCCCCAAUUGAAACAGUUGUCCUCAGAUUUUGGGAGACUUAGCAAUUUGACAGUAUUGCAAUUAAAGGGCUGCUAUAGAUUAGGUGUUUUGCCUUCCAGCUUUGGGCAACUUAGCAAUUUGAAAUAUAUGUAUUUUAAUGGCUGCUCGAGCUUAAGUGUAUUGCCUCCUAGCUUUGGGCAGCUUAACAAUUUGAUAAAUUUGGCUUUAGACGGUUGUUCUGCGUUAAAAGAUUUACCUGCAGGAUUUGGGCAACUCAAAAGUCUGGAAGAUAUAGAAUUGAACCACUGUUCUGGAUUAAAAGAUUUGCCUUCUGACUUUGGACAACUCCAAAAUCUGAAAAGGUUAAAUUUGAGCCACUGUUCUGGAUUGAAAGAAUUACCUUCUAAUUUUGGACAACUCAAAAAUUUGACAAAAUUAGAUUUGAGCCACUGCUCCGGCUUAGAGGAAUGGCCAUUAAGCUUCAAAGAUCUCACAGGGAUGAAAAACAUAAAUUUGACAGGUUGUCAGAAAUUAAAAGAAUCGCUGCCCAAUAACAUCAGCGGAAAUUGUUCUAUCUUAUUUGAUUAAAUCAUUUCUUCCAGGAUUCA
Cryptomeria japonica (Japanese cedar) is the source of this 1421-nucleotide messenger RNA. RefSeq names its product disease resistance protein TAO1-like. Gene Ontology annotation, biological process: defense response to fungus. The record is from RefSeq and is a predicted model, not a curated record. Gene Ontology annotation, molecular function: protein binding. Bases 136 to 1401 code for a protein of 421 amino acids. Lineage: Eukaryota; Viridiplantae; Streptophyta; Pinopsida; Cupressales; Cupressaceae. The transcript has 2 exons.